UGUCAGAAGAGACGGGGGACGGCUUCUAGAGAUUCGUGACACUAAGAAUUCAUAAGACAGGUUAAACCGACGAUUACUACUUUCGAUGCAGAGAAAACAAGUCUCCCCCAACAUUACGAAAACAUCUGCCUACGCGCGCUGACGUUACCGCCCGCGCUGAAGGGUGGGGACCGAGCGGCGCUCCUGCACGUGACGCCAGCGCAUCUUUGCGAUUGGCCGCCUCGGGGGCGCGGAGCUCGGGCGCGGACGCCUCGGAUUGGUGUUUCGGGGCAGCGGGGUGGGACUUUGGCUGCAGCCGCGGGAGGUCCGGACACUGGCGGCCAUGGGACUUGCCGGUACUAGACGACACAUAACCGAGUUGCUGUAAGGACAAAUGCCUAAACCAUCUCAGCAUGGCUUAUAGAGGAGGAGGUGGGCGUGGCCAGCCCUCCUCAUCUCUGCGCUCCUGUGUUAGCCCUGGAAGUCUCUCGACAUGUAGGACCCGUACCCAUAAUAUAUGCAUGGUGUCGGACUUUUUCUAUCCUAACAUGGGAGGCGUGGAAAGCCACAUUUACCAGCUCUCUCAGUGCCUGAUUGAAAGAGGGCACAAAGUCAUAAUUGUCACCCAUGCUUAUGGAAAUCGGAAAGGCAUCCGUUACCUCACUAAUGGCCUCAAAGUCUAUUACUUGCCUCUGAAAGUCAUGUACAACCAAUCUACAGCCACGACCCUCUUUCACAGUCUGCCAUUGCUCAGGUACAUAUUUGUUCGGGAGAGAGUCACGAUAAUCCAUUCACAUAGUUCUUUUUCUGCCAUGGCCCAUGAUGCCCUCUUCCACGCCAAGACAAUGGGGCUCCAGACAGUCUUCACGGACCAUUCCCUUUUCGGAUUUGCUGAUGUCAGCUCGGUGCUUACAAACAAGCUUCUAACUGUGUCUCUUUGUGACACAAACCACAUAAUUUGUGUCUCUUAUACUAGUAAGGAAAACACUGUGCUAAGAGCAGCACUGAAUCCUGAAAUAGUGUCCGUCAUUCCUAAUGCUGUAGAUCCUACUGACUUCACUCCAGACCCAUUUAGGAGGCAUGAUAGUAUAACUAUUGUUGUUGUCAGCAGACUUGUUUACAGAAAAGGGACUGAUUUGCUUAGUGGUAUAAUACCUGAACUCUGUCAGAAAUAUCCAGAUUUAAAUUUCAUAAUUGGAGGAGAGGGACCUAAGAGAAUCAUUUUGGAAGAAGUACGAGAAAGGUACCAGCUGCAUGACAGAGUGCGUCUUUUGGGAGCCUUAGAACACAAGGAUGUUAGAAAUGUCUUAGUUCAAGGACAUAUUUUUCUUAAUACUUCCCUUACUGAAGCAUUCUGCAUGGCAAUUGUGGAAGCAGCCAGUUGUGGUUUACAGGUUGUAAGUACCAGGGUUGGUGGAAUUCCUGAAGUACUUCCAGAAAAUCUUAUCAUUCUAUGUGAGCCUUCUGUCAAGUCCUUGUGCGAGGGUUUGGAAAAAGCGAUUUCCCAGCUGAAGGCGGGAGCAUUGCCGGCUCCCGAAAAUAUCCAUGAUGUAGUAAAGACUUUCUACACCUGGAGGAAUGUUGCGGAAAGAACUGAAAAAGUGUACGACCACGUGGCAGGAGAAGCUGUGUUACUGAUGGACAAACGACUGGACAGACUCAUCUCUCACUGUGGCCCAGUAACAGGCUGCAUUUUUGCUUUGUUGGCUGUAUUCAACUUUCUCUUCCUCCUUUUCCUGAGAUGGAUGACUCCAGAUUCUAUCAUCGAUGUUGCAAUAGAUGCCACAGGGCCCAAGGGCUCCUGGACUCAUCAAUAUCCUUACAGUAAAAAAGGGGGCGAGAAUAAUGAGAUGUCUAAACCCAGGUAGAAGAAAGCCUGGAUUGUAAGGUUUUACACAUUUGUAAUAGUUCUAGUAAGAUGAUUGAAAAUAACCUUCCCUUUUUCUUGCUUUUUUUUAACAUUAAUUUAGUAAGUUAUGCUACCUCUCUAUCAUUCAAUGUUUUAUUUUGAGGAAAGAUAAAAACUUAUGCAAUUCCUGAGUGUAGAAACUCCUUGCACUUACUUAAGAUUUAGGAGAGAACAUUGAAGCCACUCAGGUAUGAAAUUUUUCAGACUACUGAAGUCCCUCUAACAGAGAUGUUUUAAAAUUAUAUUUUGGGAGCUUUUGGGUGCUGAAGGGCCAAAUGUUUUCUGGGCAUUUUUUGGCCAAUUUUAAAUGUUCUACCAUUAAUUAGACAUUCACCAGAUGUUUACAGGUUUUCUUUUGGGAAGUACAACAACGAUAUGAACUAUUUUUGAGUCUUCAUAAACAUUUUAGUCAUUGAAGUCAUGUUCUUAGACAUUCGUUUGGUGCGCUCAGUAAGUGUUACCGACCGUCAGCGGGAUUCUUGAGCAAAAUGGUCCAUCAGUUAUGAGCAUGUUUUAAGCACCUACUGUGUGUAGAAAAAUGAACUAGACACAUCCUGCUGUUAUGGACCAGGGGCGCAUCCAGAUGUUCUUUGUGUAUCUCUUGGGUGGCUCACUUCACCAUAGUCACAGUUAACAAAAUGGUAAACUGUCUGACAUGCCAAAAACACUCAGGCUUCCAAUGCCAGG
This is a messenger RNA of Lutra lutra (Eurasian river otter), 2575 nucleotides long. RefSeq names its product phosphatidylinositol glycan anchor biosynthesis class A (gene PIGA). Gene Ontology annotation, cellular component: glycosylphosphatidylinositol-N-acetylglucosaminyltransferase (GPI-GnT) complex. Gene Ontology annotation, biological process: GPI anchor biosynthetic process. NCBI's taxonomy places the organism in Eukaryota, Metazoa, Chordata, Mammalia, Carnivora, Mustelidae. The transcript is spliced from 6 exons. Gene Ontology annotation, molecular function: phosphatidylinositol N-acetylglucosaminyltransferase activity. Bases 393 to 1847 code for a protein of 484 amino acids. The record is from RefSeq and is a predicted model, not a curated record.